AUUAGAACCACCACUUCUCUUUCACUCCCUAAUCCCACAACACUCAUGAGAAAAGCAGAGAUCUUGAGUUUGAUUUCUGGGUUCCGAGUAAAACGAGAAACCACCACAGCAGAAACUGUGAUCCUGACUCGCCAACUCUGUGGAAGCGCGAAAAAAUGUCGGUAAGUAUUGCCAAAGAUCACCACUACAGCAAUCUCUCUCCUUCAACAAGGACUCGCAGGAUCGAAGAAGGAAGAAGAGAAAUGAUGGAGAUGAUCCGGAACUUGCCUGAGUCGAGUUACGAGCUUUCCCUCAAAGAUAUUGUGGAUAACCAGCUACCUUUGCAGGAGAAUCAAGAGGAGGAAGAGGAAAAAUUUCAGUUUCCCAGUGCUGAGGCAGAGUCAAAUAAAAACCAGAAGAGGAAGAAGAGGAAGAAAGUCACGAGGACCCCUAGUCAUCAGCAUCAGGUGUCAAGAUGUAAUAGCCUCGAAACAGGAACUUUCCUGAUCAAGAUGUUUUUCCCAUCUUUCUUGGCAUUGAAUAAGAAACCAGCAACAUCACGGAACAGCAGGUUGAAGAUUUCGCCUAGGACAUCGUUUGAAGGGUCCGAUCAGAGGAAUGUGGACAGAGUGUCUAGGAUUAAAAUGAGUCCCAUGUUGUGA
Messenger RNA from Syzygium oleosum, 641 nucleotides. RefSeq lists its product as uncharacterized. NCBI's taxonomy places the organism in Eukaryota, Viridiplantae, Streptophyta, Magnoliopsida, Myrtales, Myrtaceae. Bases 156 to 641 code for a protein of 161 amino acids. The record is from RefSeq and is a predicted model, not a curated record. The transcript has 2 exons.